AUGGCCCGGGCCACAGCACUCCUCACCGGCCGCGGCUACCGCGUCAGCGAGCUGUUCACGCCGGAUACGGGCAUCCAGUCGUCCAUUGACCUCCGAAUGGCCGAGCUGCGCACCGCCUUCACCGACCCGGCCAUCGACGCCGUUGUCUGCACCAUUGGCGGGUCGACCUUUACCGAACUGCUGCCCGCCCUCAUCGCCGACACGGACCUGCAUGCCGCCAUCCGCGCCAACCCAAAAGUCGUCGUCGGCUGCUCGGACAUCACGGGCUUGCAUUGGUUCCUGCAUGCGCUCACGGGCCUGCGCUCCUUUUACGGCCCGGGCGCCAUCCCGGAGCUCGGCGAGGCCAACAACAUCGACGACAGCGAAACGCCGCGGCACUUUUGCGCGGAGCACCUCUUCCGCACCAUCACAGACCCCACGCCCAUUGGCGAUGUGGCCCGCUCGCCUACCUACGCGCCCGCCGUGCAUCCGUUCUGGUCCGACCCAGCCUCGACCGAACCGCCCAAACUGGCGCCCACGACCGGCUGGACCUGGAUUCGCCCAGGCCGCGCACAGGGCCGCCUCUUCGGCGGCUGCGUGACUGUCAUGGCACGCCUCGGCGGCGUUCAGGCCGUCGUGCCCGACUGGACGGGCCGCAUCGUCUUCAUCGAGACACAGGUGGCGGACGACAUGGUGUCGGGUCUCCCCCUCAACCGCGUCCGUGCCGGUCUGGCCGAUCUGGUUGCCCAGGGCGUCUUUGACGCGGCCGCCGGUGUAGUUGUCGGCCGGCCCUUUGGCUACGACACGGAAGAGCAGCGCGCCGCCUACAUUGGUGUUCUCCGCGGCCAUCUGUGCGAGGGCCGCUUUGCCGACGCGACGUUCCCGAUUCUGUUCAACGUCGACAUCGGCCACACCGUGCCCAUGGUCACCUUGCCCUACGACGCCUUGGCCGAGCUGGACUCGGCCAAGGACCGCUUUGCUAUUUUGGAGUCGGCGGUUCGUUGA
Molecule: messenger RNA, 984 nt
Organism: Sporothrix schenckii 1099-18
Lineage: Eukaryota; Fungi; Ascomycota; Sordariomycetes; Ophiostomatales; Ophiostomataceae
Product: peptidase u61 ld-carboxypeptidase a
Exons: 1
Coding region: 1-984 (327 amino acids)
Source: RefSeq, a predicted model, not a curated record